Somion occarium is the source of this 1920-nucleotide messenger RNA. The record is from the annotation of a GenBank genome assembly. Lineage: Eukaryota; Fungi; Basidiomycota; Agaricomycetes; Polyporales; Cerrenaceae.
UCCACAUCCGACCAUUCUUGCAACUCUCAUUCUACCAUGGCCUCUGCUUCAGGUGAGUACAGAAACAUGGUCGCUUUGGCAUCUGACAUCGCUAACUAUGUGCUAGCAACCGGAAAGUUAUCGCGAGAAGAGUUCCGUCGACAAAAGGACCUCGAUGCUGCUCGUAAGGCUGGUACCGCUCCUGCCGCUAUAGAUGCGGAGGGCAAAGCCAUAAAUCCUCACAUUCCUCAGUACAUCGCGCAGGCUCCGUGGUAUCUCGACACAGGCGCACCUUCAUUAAGCCAUCAACGGAUUCCAGAAUAUGACCGUGGUGCUGACAAACUCGACAAUUGGUACGACCGUGGUGCCAAAGCUGGUCCAGCAGCGAAGAAGUAUCGCAAAGGAGCGUGCGAGAACUGCGGCGCCAUAACACACAAACGAGCCGAUUGUUUGGAGCGACCUCGAAAACGAGGUGCAAAGUUCACGAACAAGGACAUUGCGCCGGAUGAAGUGAUCCAAGAGGUCGCAAGUGGAUACGACGCAAAGCGUGAUCGGUGGAAUGGUUAUGAUCCUGCGGAGCAUAAGAGAGUGUACGAGGAGUAUGCUGCUGUGGAGGCUGAGAGACAGAGACAGAGGGAGGAAGAGAUUGAUAAGCAGACGACGACGGACUUAGCUGCUGUGAGGAAAGUGGCGAAAGCUGGUAAGGGCGAAGGAGGCCAGGACGACGACUUCGGGAGCAGUGAAGAUGAAGAUGAGGACACGGACAAGUACGCUGAGGCUGCGGAUGCUGUUGGCCAGAAGUUGGACACCAAAACCCGUAUCACUGUCCGAAACCUGCGUAUUCGAGAGGAUACGGCGAAGUACCUUAUCAACUUGGAUCCCUCCAGUGCUUACUACGAUCCGAAAACACGUUCGAUGCGUGACAAUCCUAUGAAGAACGUAACUCCGGAAGAGGCAGUCUUCGCAGGAGACAACUUCUAUCGGUUUUCAGGUGAAGCUCCUGCAGUUCAGAAACUUCAACUCUUUGCCUGGAAUGCCGCAGCUCGUGGUAAUGAUGUCCACAUGAACGCCAACCCGACACAAGGCCAACUGCUUCACCAUCAGUACCAGAAGAAGAAAGAGGAGCUUAAGGAUACGACGAAAGUCAGUAUCUUGGCCAAGUACGGCGGUGAAGAGUAUCUUCAGAAAGCGCCGAAGGAGCUACUGCAAGGUCAGACGGAGGAGUAUGUCGAAUUCUCAAGAACCGGUCAGGUUAUCAGAGGGAAAGAAAAAGCGAAAGUCCGCUCAAAGUAUCCCGAGGAUGUCUAUAUCAAUAACCAUACUGAGGUAUGGGGUUCAUGGUACGACAUGUCGACUGGCCACUGGGGAUUCGCCUGUUGCCAUUCGUUAACACAUCUCUCCUACUGUACGGGCGAGGCAGGCAUCGAAGCGGCUCAAGCUUCAUCAGCGAAGAACUUGCUGGCCUCAUCUGCCUCCGUACUUGCCGCCGCUCCUAUUCAACCAGAAACUCCUACAUCACCUCCACCACCCGUUCGACGAGAAUCUACAGAUGAUCGGAAAAAGAAAGCUGAAGAACUUUUCUCGAAACGACGGUUGGGUGAAGGUGAACUUAAUCUGGAUGAGUCGAGGUUGGUAGAUGCAAUUAGGGAGGAGAAGGAUAAGAAACGGAAAGGAAGAGCUGAUGAGGAAGAGGAUCCUUGGGCGAAGAAGAAGAAAAAGCAUGCAUCUGAAGUUACUGAGGAGGAGUUAGAGGCAUACCGAAUGAAUCGACGAAUGACGGAGGAUCCUAUGGCGAACUACGUCGAUCCGGACGAUGUGUGAUCCUUGUUUUUCUCACUUUAUAUAUACCAUUUUCAUUGUAUUGUACUCAUCUACUUGUACUACUAUUUCCCUACGAUCGAAGUCAUAACUUUUCAUGGACAAUGAACUGACAAAUGUACC